AUGGCAAACGCAGACGCGAACGUGGCCGCGGACUGGGCGACGUUGCUGCAACACUACCUGGAUAUGGAGCAGCCGGUCGACGCUGUCUUCUUCAUCUACGUCUUCGUCGAUAAAACUCUGGAGAGAACACACUCCAAGACUAGGACUCCGGUCUUCGAGCCGAAACGCACCGAAGUGCACAGUGCCAUCAAAUCCGUCACCGAGAAGCUCAGGCGCAACGUCGAAGCUGAUUUGGCCAAGUACGACACCGCCAUAGUCAAGCGAAACAAACUGCGGACGGAAUUGGGCGUGUUAACCACGCCUCGCAGCCAGUUCACCGCCGACGAUUGCUCCAUGAAGCUCAGCGUGCGCAUACCACGCUUAGUAGUGGACGCCGGCAAGGAUUACUUCGAGGACCGAAUGCCCAGAAGCAACGCGGACCCUUACACUGUUUGCGAGAUGUUCGUCAGGACCGUGUGCCUCGAGUGA
Dermacentor silvarum is the source of this 468-nucleotide messenger RNA. Its product is annotated as glutamine synthetase 1, mitochondrial. Gene Ontology annotation, molecular function: glutamine synthetase activity. Bases 1 to 468 code for a protein of 155 amino acids. NCBI's taxonomy places the organism in Eukaryota, Metazoa, Arthropoda, Arachnida, Ixodida, Ixodidae. Gene Ontology annotation, cellular component: cytoplasm. The record is from RefSeq and is a predicted model, not a curated record. The transcript is spliced from 3 exons.